Messenger RNA from Bombina bombina (fire-bellied toad), 3449 nucleotides. It is a transcript of the gene TMC5, whose product is annotated as transmembrane channel like 5. NCBI's taxonomy places the organism in Eukaryota, Metazoa, Chordata, Amphibia, Anura, Bombinatoridae. Gene Ontology annotation, molecular function: mechanosensitive monoatomic ion channel activity. Gene Ontology annotation, cellular component: plasma membrane. The transcript has 26 exons. The coding region runs from base 270 to 3449 and encodes 1059 amino acids. The record is from RefSeq and is a predicted model, not a curated record.
CCUGUGUGUACCAUAGUAAAGUUGCAGCUCUCUGUGUGACAAUAUAUUGUGACCUCUCUAUGUGGCAGUAUUGUAUUGUCCCAGUUCUCCUUCUCUGCACACACCUCUCAGUAGCAGACACCUCCUCUGCUGGGUCACUCUCACAAAGCACCUGAAGCAGUUAGUCCCUGAACUGCUGGAGAUAAAAGGCACAAGGGCUACAGGGUAGAAUGAAGAUUUUUAUUCUAUGUCAAUAAAGUUGCUGGUGGAAGUCAGAGCUUAGCGGCAUAAUGGCGUACCCUUACAACGAAGGCUUCGUUAAUGCAGGAUACCAUGAUUCAGAAACACUAGAGAUGGAUAGAGGGCCUAAUAGCCGACAGAAAUCAUCAUUUCACCAAAACCGUUAUUAUGAUGAUAUGGGAUACGGAGAAGAAACCCGCGGAAAUAGGAGCAGUCAGACUGCGCUACCGAUGAAUAAUGUCCAACAGGAGUUUGAUUAUGACCAGUCACCGAGAUACCCUGCUUCAAGGAAUGACCCUUAUAGAGGAGGAUAUGUUAAUUCCAGCUUUCAGCCCGAGCCAGAACAGUACCUUGAUGAAAGACAGGAAAGACCUUAUUACAUAACCGAUUCCAAUAGUAUAUCAGAAGAAGAUGACAGCAAACAAAUCACAGCAACAGCUUCAGUUCACAAAGAAUCGUCAGGCAUUGCCAGGAUGGAUAAUGAGAGAAUUACACAAGCAAAUGAAGAUUUCCUUGAAAAGCUUUCAGAAAUGUCUAGUGAGGAAAUUACCAGAGAAAUUCAGAAGCUACCAACAAAUCUGAAGGAAAAGCAGAAAAUCAGGAAUACUGCUGUAAAGAUGAAAACAAAAGCUUUAAAAAACAUUUCUCAAAAAAACUGCUGUGGAUCCUGUAUGCACUCCACGAAAUUGUCCUGCAAAAAAUCCAAACAGCUUAUUUUAGACGUAUUCAGAUCGAUACAAUUAUGGCGUAAAACGUUGAAAGUCAUUGGUGGCAAGUUUGGGACGAGUAUUCUCUCGUAUUUUGUUUUCAUCAAAUGGCUUUUGACCUUCAACAUCUUCUCGUUUAUUGUGAAUUUCAGUUUUAUAACAAUCCCACAGUUUGUUGAUAUGAGCCCAAAUAACUUAUCAUUUACUGGUCUCGAAUUACUCACAGGCGCGGGGUAUUUUGAACAUACUGUUUUGUAUUAUGGAUAUUAUACUAAUGCUACCAUCAGAAAAGAUGAAACUCUCGCACCCUACAACAUGCAGCUGGCGUACAUAUUUACCAUUGGGCUGUACCUGCUUGCCUGCUUCCUUCUCUUAUUAUACAGCAUGGCUAAAUCAUUUCGGGACAAUUUUAUAAACCCAAGUUCCAUCUCGGGAAAUGCAGCCAAACUUCUGUGCAGUUGGGAUUUCAGCAUAACGAGUCAAAAAAUUGUGAAACUGAGACAAAAAAGUUUAAGCACCCAAAUAAAGGAAACUCUUUCAGACAAACUAAUGGAGGACCUGACACUUACUCUGAAUCAGAAAAUCGCUCGUUUUUUUCUUCACGUGACUGCGUGGCUUUUGUGCAUUGGAACGGCAGCGGGCUGCUGCGCCGGCGUUUAUUUCCUUUGUGAUUAUGUAUCAAUGAACACCUACCCAACUGCGCUGACAGAGCAAGCGGCCACCCUGCAGGUUCCUAUAGUAGUUUCGAUCAUUAAUGUUGUCGUCCCUCUCCUGUACUCCUUGUAUGGACGAAUUGAAAGCUACAAGUACCCUCGUCAUCAGAUCUACGUGGUGAUUUUAAGGAAUGUGCUUCUGAAAAUGUCAAUUAUUGGGAUCCUAUGCUACUUCUGGCUGCAUUCUGUUGCUGAAUCUCAAGGAAAGUGCUGGGAGUCUGUUGUUGGACAAGAGAUUUAUCGGCUGGUGGUGAUCGAUUUCAUAUUUGCAUUAAUAGGUUCCUUCUUUGGGGAGUUCAUAAGAAGAAUUAUUGGGACUCACUGCUGUAAAAAACUGGGAGUGCCAGAAUUUGACAUUGCCACAAAUGUAUUAGAUCUCAUCUAUGCACAGACGUUAGCUUGGAUUGGGAUUUUCUUCUCCCCUCUGCUCCCCAUCAUUCAGAUGAUAAAACUUUUCAUAAUAUUUUAUGUGAAAAAGGUGAGUCUGAUGAAGAACUGUACGCCCCCACGCAGAGUCUGGCGAGCUUCUCAAAUGACAACGGUUUUUAUCUUUCUCCUGUUUUUCCCUUCAUUCACUGGAGUCCUUUGUGUCAUUGCAGUCACGGUGUGGAGACGCACACCUUCCCAACUGUGUGGUCCCUUCCGAGAAUUACAGACUCCGUUUGAUUCCAUCACCCGUUGGAUAUCUACUAUAUCGAUCCAUGAGAAUUUGUUGUGGGUCGUCUGGAUUUAUAAAAACAUAAUUGAAAGUGUUCUGUUUUAUUACAUCUUGACCAUGAUCGUCUUAAUUAUCUCAUACCUUUACUGGCAAAUUGUACAAGGCCAGAAAGAAAUGGUUAAAAUUCUACUUGAGCAGAUCGCCAAUGAAGGAAAAGAUAAAGCAUUUUUGCUUAAAGAAAUGGCCAGAACGCAGCGUCCGAACAAAACACAGCCUUUCAUCCCGUACAAGGAAUAUCAACUAAAAAAGUUAAACAACAGUGAAGUACCACUCGGGAUCCGCAUUGCUGGUCCAGAGCGGAAAAUGCUGUUGAUCAAAGCGACAGUAAUAGUCACAUGUGGAACUAGUGCUGCUGAUUGGAUCAACAACGGUCUCUGCUUGGAACCAGCAGUGUCUGGGGUAAACACACAACGCACACCUUCCCAACUGUGUGGUCCCUUCCGAGAAUUACAGACUCCGUUUGAUUCCAUCACCCGUUGGAUAUCUACUAUAUCGAUCCAUGAGAAUUUGUUGUGGGUCGUCUGGAUUUAUAAAAACAUAAUUGAAAGUGUUCUGUUUUAUUACAUCUUGACCAUGAUCGUCUUAAUUAUCUCAUACCUUUACUGGCAAAUUGUACAAGGUCAGAAAGAAAUGGUUAAAAUUCUACUUGAGCAGAUCGCCAAUGAAGGAAAAGAUAAAGCAUUUUUGCUUAAAGAAAUGGCCAGAACGCAGCGUCCGAACAAAACACAGCCUUUCAUCCCGUACAAGGAAUAUCAACUAAAAGAUCAACCUUCAAAUAAGUCACAAAAUCUGCAGUUUACAGAUGAAACCUCAACACAAAGGCCAUUAAGGGCAAGAUCUAGCGAAUCACACGCUGCGGGGAUCCCUAUGAUGCAGAGACAACAAGCAGAGGAACACGAUUCUCCAUCCCUGAGUGGUGGAGUCUCCAGAGAAAGCUCUAGAACGUCUGAUGCUAAAGCCAUGGUGCUCAGAGCAAGACAACAGGCUGACAUGGAAAGAAGUUUAGGCAACACCAGGCCUGGUAACUCCGAUGCUCUGGAGAUGGUGAGAAGAGCGAGGCUGGAAGCUGAAAUGGACAGGGGACCACAUUAG